AUGGACAAGAAGCGGGAGGGGGAUGAAGGUGGCCCGAGUACUACGGGAUCCCAAUCAAGUAAGGUGUUGGUAACUGAGAAUACUGCGGAUGAAAGUGUGAGCAAAGAAACAGAGAGGGAGCCACAGAAGACAUCUGAUGAGAACGAUAUGAUAUUGGACGAGAUAGAUGAGAGCGAGAGGAGUGAAAGCGCAGCAGGUAGUGAGACAACAGAGGGCGCUGAUGACAAUAGUCAGGCAAAAUCAAAAGGCAGACUACCGAUGGCGCUAACAUGGAGCAGGCAUAGAGCGAAUAGUUUAGGUGAAAUAGGAGACAUUAGAAACUGGGCGCGAAACGAUCAACCCAAAAGAAAAGGGACAGGUGUAGAUGACAGAGAAAGCAAAGUUAGGCUUGUCACGAGCAGAACAGAGAAGAAAAGAGAAAGCUUAGAGAAUGUAAUGGAAAUGGGAUUCAAAAGAAUCAUGGAUAGGUUUGACGAGGAGAAGAGUGAGAGGAAGAAACAUUACAAAGAGAUAAAAACAGAAUUCAGUAAGCUAGAGAAAAGAAAUAAAGAACUGGAAGAAAAGGUUGGUAAGAUAGAUGUAGAGAUGAAAGCUAGUUGCAAUGCCAGCAAUAUCAAAUAG
Molecule: messenger RNA, 621 nt
Organism: Cotesia congregata
Lineage: Eukaryota; Metazoa; Arthropoda; Insecta; Hymenoptera; Braconidae
Source: the annotation of a GenBank genome assembly